This is a messenger RNA of Aspergillus fischeri NRRL 181, 960 nucleotides long. RefSeq lists its product as uncharacterized. The transcript is spliced from 2 exons. The coding region runs from base 1 to 960 and encodes 319 amino acids. The record is from RefSeq and is a predicted model, not a curated record. Lineage: Eukaryota; Fungi; Ascomycota; Eurotiomycetes; Eurotiales; Aspergillaceae.
AUGAACCCCCUGCGAUAUCUGGCCCCUCCCCGCCCCUUUGGGGACAUCUCAAACUCCACCCAGGAGGAGAUCGAGGGGAGAGAGUUAUUUGCGAACAGAGAUGCCAUCCGCGCAUACAGAGAUGCAUGCCGCCGUCUUGAUAUCGGGGACAGCCAGACGCGCGAAAACGACAUGCAAGCUGUGAGAGAAUACGAGCAAUCGCUCCAAACCAACGGACCAGCGAAUCUUUGUUUUGAUCUGGCUACCAGGACCAAGAUGGGUGAAGAACUCGAUAAUCUCCAUGAUAUGUGGAGCUAUGUCCGUUAUGAAAAGUACCUCCCCGCCACGGUCAAGGAGGAUGCGGAAAAGCAUCCCUCGUCUAAAGUCUUGGACCCCUGGCACAAGGCCUUCUGGAAGCCAUUCUAUGGGCGCCUCGAAGCCGAGGCAGACGCGUGGGCUCAAAUCAUGUCGGGCAAAAACCACCUCAACGAAUGCCCGACAUACCUCCUGCUGGCCCUGUUGUGUGAACAGCAAACCAUGGACUGGGAUGAGGCCGUCGCGCUGAUCAGAUACUGCGCCGUGGAGGGUGUCGAACUCCCGAAAGCGGAUUUUGUGGAUUACUUGAAAGCCAAAGAUGUGACUGGUCUCGCGAAGAGGCUGGAACUCGAUAUGAACACUAUCGCCUUGUCUACGGAGUAUGUCAUGGGCGUUGGCACGAUGCUCCUCGCCUACUUCAGGAUGCAUCUUCCUGAAGCGCUGUAUGAGUGUGAAGAUGAUCUUGAACCGGAAAGAUGGGUCCCUAAGAAGCGAUUGCACGAUUUGAUGGCGCUCCAGGACGGACACGAGCAAGCGGUCCAGGAGUUAAUCCGGGAGAUCUUCUAUGAGAUGGUCCUCGGCGGAUCUGAUGAUGACGACGAGGAGGGUUGGGACGAUGACGAUGAUGAUACAGAUGAGGACGAAAUCAUGGAUGAGGCUGAUUGA